Molecule: messenger RNA, 1781 nt
Organism: Photinus pyralis (common eastern firefly)
Lineage: Eukaryota; Metazoa; Arthropoda; Insecta; Coleoptera; Lampyridae
Gene: ZC3H3
Product: zinc finger CCCH domain-containing protein 3
Exons: 5
Coding region: 158-1684 (508 amino acids)
Cellular component (GO): nucleus
Molecular function (GO): metal ion binding
Source: RefSeq, a predicted model, not a curated record
UAUCGCCAUAUCGGAGACACUAGUUGACGUCAUUCAUACUGUUAUUGAUUUCAAGGUUGCAUAUUUUUGUAAGGGCAGAUAAUUUUUUGAGAGCGUGUGUAAUAAUUCUUUAAGAAAGGCGAUUCCUGCUACUGCUUUGCAACAUUAAAGACACCAAAUGGAGGGUCAACGGUUUAUGUAUGUUAAGCAAGAGCUACUGAACAAUCUGAGACAAAACCAAGGAAAGGUGCUAAUUAAUCCAAAUUUCGUGAAUGCAGCUAUCGUCAGACCUCACAUUAACAAACAAUUCUUACGCAAUCAAUCGAUACAUAUUAAUCCAAAUGUCAUAAAGCAAAAGUGCGACAGUCACCGAACAGUUGUUUUAGUAGACGACGGAAAGGUAGUAGCAAACAAGGAGGUGAAAAAGCAACCAUUGGUAGUAUCCACCCCUACGAAGAUUGUACGAUCUCCUAAUACUCAGAGUGGUUUGCACUCUAAACGUCGGUCAUCUAUACAUAGCAAAUACAAAAUAAUUCGAAGUACAGCCUCUACAAAAACUCAACGAGCUAAUCCUUCCAACAGAGUCAAAAACAAAUUUGCCAUCGAUAAUCGGUCACCAGCCACCAAAUUGAAGCAUUUCUCCUUUAAUAAAAAUAAGUUAAAAGUGCCAAACGUUUACUCUAAAAAUAAUUUAACUGGAAACGGUUUGGUUUAUAAAAAAAGUCAUGUGCGUAACAUUACCAAAGUUAAAAGAAAGCGGACUGUAGGAAGUGCUCUGAAGGUUCAAAUCUUAACAAUUCGCGGUCAAAAAUAUAAGUUGGAUUCUGGACACCAUACGCUGACCCUCAUGAACAACCAAACGGAAAAACCGAAGCCCUCAUUUAAAACCAUUUAUGUUGGCAGAAUGGCGUUUAGACAGAAGGAACCAAAUAUUUAUGUGAAAACGAAUAUGCAUAAAAAAUUUGCGUUAUUAAGUCAAGCAAAGCAGAGAAGUAUAAAUACGUUGACAAACAAGUUAAGAAAGUCGAAUAUUCCCUGCCCGCUCUACCAUAAGUUUGGCAAGUGUAGAGGUAAAGACUCUGGAAAGUGUAUUCGGUUGCAUAAUCCGGACCAAAUCUCGCUCUGCCCGAGGUUUCUACAGGGUGCUUGUACGAACAGUAAAUGUCUCCUAUCGCACAAGGUGUCCGCAGAGAAAAUGCCGACUUGUAAAUUUUUCCUAGAAGGGUUGUGUGCGAAGGACGACUGCCCAUAUUUGCAUGUGAAAAUCAACAGUAAAGCAGAGAUUUGUAAGGAUUUCCUCGAAGGCUUUUGUAGAAAGGCCGCUGAGUGCGAAAAACGGCACGAAUAUUUGUGCCCUAAUUAUGAACGCUCUGGACAGUGCUCGAAGAGCAACUGUCAUUACCCUCACGGACCUGCGGUAAGAAAAUCUAACAAUUCCAAACUAAUUCUUCCAACCUUGCAGGGUAAAGUGAAGCAUAAAGUUGGCAAGAGGAAAGUUGAGCAUUCUGAUACUGCUUUGGAUUGUGCAUUAGCAUCAGAUGCAAAUCUGCGAUAUUAUGAUGACUCAAAACUGGAUAAAGAUCUAGUAGUUGGUAAUAGAGUUCAAGUGGAAAGCAUGUCGUCUUGUAUACCUGUAAGACCUCGGCUGGGGACUUUGCCGGCUUUUAUUCCUUUCUGUGACAUGAGUCAAAAUUCGGUUAAAUAGUGCAAAAUUAAAAUACUUAACAUUUUAAAUAUUCUAAUGAUAUGUUGACAUGUAUGGGUAUAUUUUUUUUAAAUAAAAGCAUUUCAAGUUCCUAUUA